CCAGCCAAGUGAACAGCGAUGCCUUCUAAGGUCUCCUGCUUAUACUUACUGACAGUGGUUUGCUGGGCCAGCGCUCUGUGGUACCUGAGUGUGUCCCGCCCCUCCACUUCCUACGUGGGCCAGAUGAAUAUCCCUAUCCGCAAGGUGAACAAGAACUCCACCUUCAGCAACAUCCGCACACGCUCGCUCAACCCGCACGACUUUGGCUACGUCAUCAAUGAAGCCAAGAAAUGCGAGGCGGAGCCCCCUUUUCUUGUCAUUCUGAUCAGCACCACCCACAAGGAGUUUGACGCCCGUCAGGCCAUCAGAGAGACAUGGGGUGAUGAGAGCACGUUCCCGGAUGUGCGUGUGGUCACGCUCUUCUUGUUGGGUCUCAGCACAGAUACUGUCCUCAACCAGAUGGUGGAGCAGGAGAGUCAGAUCUUUCAUGACAUAGUAGUGGAGGAUUUUAUUGACUCUUACCACAACCUGACGCUUAAGACUCUGAUGGGCAUGCGCUGGAUGGCCACUUUUUGCUCCAAAGCUCAAUAUGUUCUCAAGACAGACAGUGACAUCUUUGUCAACAUGGAGAACCUCAUCUACAACCUCCUGAAACCCACCACCAAGCCCAGGAGGAGGUAUUUCACUGGCUACGUCAUUAACGGUGGGCCAAUCAGAGACAUGCGCAGCAAGUGGUACAUGCCCAGGGAUCUGUACCCAGAGAGCAAAUACCCCCCCUUCUGCUCCGGUACCGGCUACGUCUUCUCGGCAGACGUAGCUGAGCUCAUAUACAAGACCUCAUUACACACCAGGCUGCUGCACCUGGAGGACGUGUACGUUGGCGUGUGCCUCCGUAAACUAGGCAUCCACCCCUUCCAGAACAGUGGCUUCAACCACUGGAAGAUGGCCUACAGCCUGUGCCGCUACCGCCGGGUGGUCACCGUUCACCAGAUCUCCCCAGAGGAGAUGCACCGUAUCUGGAACGACAUGACCAGCAAGAAACACCUUAAAUGUUAGCAGGACUGUGAGGGAGGAACUGAAU
This is a messenger RNA of Scomber japonicus (chub mackerel), 1021 nucleotides long. RefSeq names its product beta-1,3-galactosyltransferase 1-like. Gene Ontology annotation, cellular component: membrane. The transcript has a single exon. Lineage: Eukaryota; Metazoa; Chordata; Actinopteri; Scombriformes; Scombridae. Bases 19 to 996 code for a protein of 325 amino acids. The record is from RefSeq and is a predicted model, not a curated record. Gene Ontology annotation, molecular function: N-acetyl-beta-D-glucosaminide beta-(1,3)-galactosyltransferase activity.